This is a messenger RNA of Eremothecium cymbalariae DBVPG#7215, 1527 nucleotides long. It is a transcript of the gene ZWF1, whose product is annotated as glucose-6-phosphate dehydrogenase. Gene Ontology annotation, molecular function: NADP binding; glucose-6-phosphate dehydrogenase activity. The record is from RefSeq and is a predicted model, not a curated record. The transcript has a single exon. Gene Ontology annotation, cellular component: cytosol. Lineage: Eukaryota; Fungi; Ascomycota; Saccharomycetes; Saccharomycetales; Saccharomycetaceae. Bases 1 to 1527 code for a protein of 508 amino acids. Gene Ontology annotation, biological process: pentose-phosphate shunt, oxidative branch; glucose metabolic process.
AUGUCUCCACCAGUUACCUUUGAGCAGAACACUGUUAUUACCAUCUUCGGUGCCUCAGGAGAUCUCUCUAAAAAGAAAACAUUUCCAGCGCUUUUUGGGUUAUUUAGGCAGGGAUAUUUAGAUGCGUCUACGAAGAUUAUAGGCUAUUCACGUUCUGAAUUAAGUGAUGAUGACUUGCGGUCUAGGGUGAGACCAUUUUUGAAGAAGCCUCAUGGUGAAGUCGAUGAUGCUAAGGAGGCUCAGUUUUUGAGCAAUAUUUCUUAUAUUUCGGGCUCUUACGAUGGUGAGGAGGGGUAUCUUAAGUUGCUCAAGGCAAUUGAGGAGUUUGAGAAGGAACGUCAGGUUAAACAACCCCAUCGGUUGUUUUAUUUAGCCUUGCCACCUACUGCGUUUACGACUGUUGCUGAGAAGAUCAAGAAGUUGGUAUAUGCAGAGAAUGGUAUUACUAGAGUGAUUGUUGAAAAGCCCUUUGGGCAUGACUUAGAAUCUUCUAGAGAAUUGCAAUCCAAGUUGGCGCCGUUGUUUCGGGAAGAGGAAUUGUUCAGAAUUGAUCACUAUCUGGGCAAAGAAAUGGUUAAAAAUUUGUUAGCUUUGAGAUUUGGCAAUGUCUUCUUCGAUGCGGCUUGGAAUAAGGACCACAUCCAAAUGAUUCAAGUUUCCUUCAAGGAACCAUUUGGUACCGAGGGUCGAGGUGGCUAUUUUGACUCCAUUGGAAUCAUCAGAGAUGUUAUUCAAAACCACAUGCUACAGAUAUUAACGUUACUGACGAUGGAAAGACCACAGUCCUUCGACCCAGAAGACGUGCGUGAUGAAAAGGUUAAGGUUUUGAAGACGUUUGCCCCAAUUGAUCAAAAUGAUAUUUUACUUGGUCAGUAUGGUCGUUCAGAAGAUGGAACAAAACCUUCAUACUUGGAUGACUCUACCGUGUCGCAAGACUCUAAAUGUGUUACAUUUGCUGCUUUAGGUUUUAAGAUUGAAAAUGAACGCUGGGAUGGCGUUCCAAUAGUUAUGAGAGCAGGGAAGGCUCUAAAUGAGGGUAAAGUAGAAAUCAGAGUCUUGUUUAAAGGCGUAAGUUCUGGAAUUUUCAAUGAUAUGCCAAAUAACGAGUUAGUGAUUAGAGUUCAGCCAAACGAAGCCAUAUAUUUGAAAUUCAACGCAAAAACGCCGGGUUUAGAAACACAGUCCCAAUUAACAGAUCUAGACCUAACCUAUGCUAAAAGGUAUAAAAACUACUGGAUCCCUGAAGCUUAUGAAUCAUUAAUUAGAGACGCCUUGCACGGCGAUCAUUCUAAUUUUGUUAGAGAUGAUGAAUUAGAUGUUAGUUGGGAGCUGUUCACUCCACUAUUGAGAUACGUGGAAAGUGAAGACGCUCCAAGCCCUGAAAUAUAUCCAUAUGGUUCUAGGGGACCCAAAGACUUGACUAAAUAUCUGGAACGUCAUCACUAUGUGUUCCAAAAACAAGGUAGUUAUCAGUGGCCUGUAACUUCACCUUCUGAUGACUCAGCUAAUUUGACUCCGAACCUAUAG